Dama dama (fallow deer) is the source of this 4303-nucleotide messenger RNA. It is a transcript of the gene MTO1, whose product is annotated as mitochondrial tRNA translation optimization 1. Gene Ontology annotation, biological process: tRNA methylation; tRNA wobble uridine modification. The transcript is spliced from 13 exons. The record is from RefSeq and is a predicted model, not a curated record. Gene Ontology annotation, molecular function: flavin adenine dinucleotide binding. Gene Ontology annotation, cellular component: cytosol. NCBI's taxonomy places the organism in Eukaryota, Metazoa, Chordata, Mammalia, Artiodactyla, Cervidae. The coding region runs from base 681 to 2819 and encodes 712 amino acids.
CGGCGGUGACAGCGCGGCGCCCUGGACCCCGCACUUCGACGUGGUGGUCAUCGGCGGAGGACACGCAGGGACCGAAGCCGCCGCCGCAGCAGCUCGGUGCGGCUCCCGGACUCUGCUGCUGACGCACCGAGUGGAUACCAUCGGUGAGUGGCGCGGUGUGAGGCUUGCCGAGAGACGCACGCCGCCAGGGUCCUUCCCCUCCCAGUGCCUUUUCCUCCGUAAGUCUGGUGAGAAUCCUGCGGAACGUUGUUUUAGCCUGAUGUGUGUGGCGGUACCGGGCCAGAACUCUGGACUUGGCUCUUCUCUGGACCACGAAUUGUGCUGCUGUUGACAGAAAUUAGUUGGAGGAGGGAUGGGGGAGAGAUGCCUUGAGAAAAGAGCAAACUCUUAAGAAUACUGCUGAUACUUUAUUUCAAUGUUGCCAUUUGGUCUUUACCAUCUUGUUGCCUCGGUUAAAAAGUGAAUCAACGUUAUUAGUACUUGUUUAUUAAACACCCAUUGUGUUUUUCUGAAGAUUUUGUGAAACCCUUUUGAAGAACGAGGCUAUUGUAUUUUAUAUUCAUACUGAAUGUUUAUUCCCCAAUUUUAUGACUACGACCCGACUGUGCUUUUUGGCACUUCACAAGCAGUGUUUGGACGGCCAUAAUUUAAAGCAAGACUCCUCUCUGGCAUCAUCAUAGAUGCCAACUAGGACACUAUCUUGUAAACUAUGCAUGCCUGUGUCUUUCCUCGUGCAUUUUGCUUACGAGUCAUCAGUAAUUGAAAUGUUAACUUCACUUUCUGUACUGAAAUACUGUUUAGAAAUAACCAUUCCGUUUAUAACUGUGGAGAAAUAUAUACUUCUGUUAACAGCGGUUCUUUUGGAGAGAGACUAUGUGAUUACCCAAGUAAAAACCAGUAGGGACACUGAGAUACAGACGUGGACAACUUGCCAAGAUCACGUAGUGCUUAUAAGUGGUCAGAUGUCCUGUAAUCCUUCCUUUGGUGGCAUUGGAAAGGGGCAUUUAAUGAGGGAAGUCGAUGCCUUGGAUGGCCUGUGUUCUCGAAUCUGUGACCAGUCUGGUAUACAUUACAAAGUAUUAAACCGGCGCAAGGGACCAGCUGUUUGGGGUCUGAGAGCUCAAAUUGAUAGGAAGCUUUAUAAGCAGAACAUGCAGAAAGAGAUCCUCAAUACACCGCUGCUUACUGUUCAGGAGGGAGCUGUGGAAGAUCUCAUCCUUACAGAACCGGAGCCCGAGCACACUGGGGAAUACCGUGUCAGUGGCGUUGUUUUGGCGGAUGGAAGUACAGUAUAUGCAGAGAGUGUGGUUCUGACUACUGGGACGUUUCUGAGAGGCAUGAUUGUAAUCGGAUUGGAGAUGCAUCCAGCUGGACGUUUAGGGGAUCAGCCUUCCAUAGGUUUGGCUCAGACUCUGGAGAAGUUGGGGUUUGUGGUGGGAAGAUUGAAGACUGGGACUCCACCCCGAAUCGCCAAAGAAUCGGUUAAUUUCAGCAUUCUAAACAAGCAGACACCAGAUAAUCCAUCCAUACCGUUCAGCUUUAUCAAUCAGACAGUGUGGAUUAAGCCAGAAGAUCAGCUGCCGUGUUACUUGACUCACACUAACCCUCGAGUGGAUGAGAUUGUCCUUGAGAACCUUCACCUUAACUGUCACGUUAAGGAAACUACAAGAGGACCCCGAUACUGUCCCUCCAUUGAAUCAAAGGUCUUGCGUUUUCCAAACCGUGUGCAUCAGGUGUGGUUGGAACCUGAAGGAAUGGAUUCCGACCUCAUCUACCCCCAAGGGUUAUCUGUGACACUGCCAGCUGAAUUACAGGAGAAGAUGAUCACCUGCAUCAGAGGCUUGGAGAACGCGAAAAUGGUUCAGCCAGGCUACGGUGUUCAGUAUGAUUACAUGGACCCCCGGCAGAUCUCUCCUUCUCUCGAGACUCAUUUGGUACAGCGGCUCUUCUUUGCUGGACAGAUAAAUGGCACUACUGGUUACGAGGAAGCUGCAGCUCAAGGCGUGAUAGCUGGAAUCAAUGCAAGUCUUCGGGUCAGACACAAGCCUCCUUUUGUCGUUAGCCGAACAGAAGGUUACAUAGGAGUCUUGAUUGAUGACCUCACCACGCUGGGCACCAACGAACCAUACCGCAUGUUUACCAGCCGAGCCGAGUUCCGGUUGUCACUGCGUCCUGAUAACGCCGACAGCAGGCUCACGUUCCGAGGGUAUAAGGAAGCUGGUUGUGUGUCCCAACAACGAUAUGAGAGAGCUUCUUGGAUGAAGUCUUCUUUAGAAGAAGGCAUUUCUAUGCUAAAAUCCAUUGAGUUUUUAAGUACUAAGUGGAAAACCUUAAUUCCAGAGUCUUCUAUAAGUAGUGGUAAAAGUCUGCCUCUCAGAGCUCUUGAUGUUCUGAAGUAUGAGGAAGUUGACAUGGAGUUGUUGGCCAGGGCUGUUCCAGAGCCCUUGAAGAAGUACACCCAGUGUAGAGAGCUGGCCGAAAGACUGAAAAUAGAAGCCACUUAUGAAUCAGUAUUGUUCCAUCAGCAACAAGAAAUAAAGGAAGUUCAGCAAGAUGAAGCUCUCCAACUGCCAAAGGACCUAGAUUAUUUGACUCUCAAGGAUAUAUCUUUGUCCUAUGAAGUUCGAGAGAAGCUCCAUUUCAGUCGCCCACAGACGAUUGGGGCUGCCAGUCGUAUACCUGGAGUGACACCUGCUGCCAUCGUUAACCUGCUGAGAUUUGUGAAGACCACUCAGCAAAGACAGGCAGCUAUGAAUAGGUUGCCCAGAACUGAUCAACGGUUAUGUGAUACAGACAGACUUGAAGAGAGUCACUUAUAGCUUUCUAUUCAUAGAAGAGUUAAUCGGAACAGGAGUGUAGACAGGAGAUAAGAAGAAUUUAUAUUUAGCACCUGUUAAAAUAACUUCAUUAGGUUUUGUGGCUUUGUCAUUAAUUUAUAAAUAGAUUAUAAUUCUGCUUUUUUGUUUAUCUGAAAAAAUAGUUAUAAAGUCACUUUAUACUCUUUGUUUCAGGUGUUCUAAUACAGUAUACCUAUUAAUAUAAGUUUGGGCAGUGUUCAUCAAAGAGAGAUACAGUGGAACUAAAACUGAUCCUGAAAAAAAAAAAAAUCUCAGCUUGUGGAUUUGCCUACUCAUAAGGACAAAUUUACUGGGAAUUCCCUGGUAGUCCAGUGGUUCAAACUCUGCACUUCUACUGCAGGGGACCUGGAUUGGGACCCUGGUCAGGGAACUAAGAUCUGCAUGGCAUGGCCAAAAAUAAAUAAUAAGAACUUUGUCCAUUAAAGGUACCAAAUUAAAAGUCUUAUCUUUCAACUAGUUUUGAAAGUUAGCAGGCUUCUGCUUAGUUAACGUUAUUUCAAAGCCCUCAAAUUCUUAAGGCUAAAAAUUUGAAACUACAAAAUUAUCCAGAAUCAUUCAGCUAAUUUCCAGUGCUGGGCUGCAGCAUGGUGACUAAAGUUCCCCUACUGAAAGUCAGAAUUGACAGAAAAAUCUGAAUGGCGCUGGUACUCUCCAGUACUUCUGUGAUACAUGGUUACAGGGGUUAGGGGGGUGACCAGCCGGGUCUUUGGCUAGCUCCUCAGUCACCUUGACCUUUCUUCACUGACUAGAGGAUGAAUGUAGCCAAGUGGACAAGAGGACCCUACUUAUCCUUGGAAAUGCCAACUUAGACCUUUCCUGUCAGUCCAGGGAGAAGCUCCCUUGUCAGCCUCAAGCCAAAGCAGGUAUCUCAGACAAUUCUAAGCACCCUGAAAUCACUUUGGUUACAGAUCUAUGUGUUAAGCCUGAUUAUGGGUGUGGGACAAAUAUCUUCUUGCUAUAAUCAUAUACAGCCUCUUGGAUGUAGCUCGGAUUCCAUGGCUUUCAUCUAAUUUUGCCUUUCCACGACACAGCCCAUGAUCAGUAGCGAGGAAAAAGCAUUGGACUGGCCAAAAAGUUUGUUCAGAAGAUGUUACGGAACACCCUGAGUGAACUUUGUGGCCAACCCAAUAUGUGUAAUGCUGGAUGUUGUAGCAGUGAUGAAUUCUUUUUGAUAUUUGAUUUAGUAAUUUCAGUAAGUGGUAACUUUUAGUUAUUAUGGCCAUUCCUAGUCAGAAUUCUUAACACGGAGGCAUAUUGAGUACAAUUCUGUAUGGUAUUUGUUAAAAGAGGGUAUUUUGUACUACCUGUUUAUCACUAGGGGGAACCAUUGAUUGUAAACUUAUCUUUUUCUGGUUAAUUGCAGGAGUGAAAGCAGUGAGUGGGGUGCUUAUUGAAUGGAAUAUAGCAAAAAUUUAUUUUGAGGAAAUAAAAAAUUCCUAAAUGCU